AUGGCUUCAAACUGCACAUCAUCAAAUUUUUCGAGUAAUAACACCGAAACAACAUCAAAAAGUAAAGAUGAUCUUUUAAGUGAAAUUUUAACAUGUGGUAUUUGUCUAUCUCGUAUGACAUCACCUUGUUGUCUUCCAUGUGCACAUUCAUUUUGUCGUUCAUGUUUACUUGAUUAUGCUCAAAACAAUAAUAUGAAUACAUCAACACCAAUAAAUUAUAUUCUUUGUCCAUAUUGUAAAUUUCAAUUAAAUUUUCGUUCAUUUGAACAUUUUGAAUCUAUGUUAAUUAUUAAUCCAACACUUAAACAAUUAUGUGAAGCACUCGAUGCAUCCGUUUUAAAUUCUGAUCAACCACAAUAUCAAACAAGUGGUAUUUAUCGUGCCCGAUGUCAUACAUGUUGUUUACUUAAAAUGCUUAAAGUUUGUAAACAUUGUUUUUUUAUGCUUUGUGAAACAUGUCGACGAACACAUUUACUUGAUGUUCAUCGUGAAAGUAAAAUACAAUUAGAUAUACUUGAUUCACAUUUACGUUUAAUUAAUGAAAAACGUCUUCAAAUGGAUAAAAUAUCACAAAAAUAUGAUGAUAUGAGACAACAUAUUAGAAACUAUGUUGAAAGAUUAAUACGUGAAAUAGAACAACAACGUGAUCAUGCUUUAGAUAUAAUUAAUGAUCGACAACAAUCAAACGAUGAAGCUUUUUGGACAGGAAAUGGUUUUGAUAAUGGUGAAAAAUUAGAUUUUUUUAUAUCAUUACUUGAAACUGGUCAAAAAAAAUUAUCAGCAAAAAAUAUUACAGAUAAAGAACUUAUGGAAUUAUCUGAUAAUCUACAAACAAUACCUGAUGUUCAUGAAGAAACAAUUGAAUCAAUUCAUUUUUCACAAUUAUCUUUAGAACUUGAUGAAAAAUUUCCAAUGAAACAAUUUAUUCAUAUUUAUGAUAAUGACAUACCAACAACGACAACAAAUAAUUUUGAGAAAUCAACAAAUGAUAAUGAACAGACAGAAUGUAUUAAGACAUAA
Molecule: messenger RNA, 1020 nt
Organism: Rotaria sp. Silwood2
Lineage: Eukaryota; Metazoa; Rotifera; Eurotatoria; Philodinida; Philodinidae
Source: the annotation of a GenBank genome assembly